CAAAACAGCACUCAUUCGAAUCAGUGAUUUAUUUGCAUAACAAAAGACGUCAACCACAAAACGUCACACCUCGUAAUCGUUUGGGUCUAACUUUAUCCCAAUUGCGAUCAAUGCGCGCUGUCAGUGCUAACCGUUGUGUGCGAGCCAACUGAUCUCUCGUCAGUGUUCGAUGGUGUUUACAGAGUGCAGACGACGCAACGCAAACGAGCUAGUUUUAGAGCUAGGAGAAGGAGAGAGAGAAGAAGUCCACCGGCUAUUCUUUAUUUGGAAAAACGAGAUAGAGACAUGGUGCGCACUUGUGCCUAUCCAGGCUGUACCAACAAAGAUGAGAGUGGGUCUCCUCAAACAUUCCACCGAUUCCCUUUGACGAAUGUAGCUUUGAGGAGACUUUGGCUACUUUCUCUGGGCUUGAACGUGGAGCUCACCCAACUACCGAAGAUGAGAAAGCUUCGCGUGUGCAGUGACCACUUCAGCGAGGACGACUAUCUUCCAGAAGGACAGACAAAGAGACGUAUUUUGAAGAGCACUGCUGUACCUGCACCCCAGGACAAGAGAGAUAUAAUGUCUUCCAUUCACGGCAGUCAAAUCAGUGGGUUGCAAGAAGACUGUAUGAGCCAACAACACAGGAGUUCCCGAAAGAUUUGGUGGAGAAGGUCAUCCAACGACGGCUUGACACCAAUGUGAAGCUCGGAGACCCAGCUUUCCACAUACAUCCUCCAGUCAUCAUACCAGCCAACAUUGCCCCAACACCAAAGCCAAACAAGGCUGAAUUGGUUUCAGCACACAAAUCACGCUUUCAUGAGACACCUGCCACUGAGAAAGAUGACUGAGACUGUAUAUACAUAUAUUGUCAUAGAAGUGU
This is a messenger RNA of Chelmon rostratus (copperband butterflyfish), 862 nucleotides long. RefSeq names its product THAP domain-containing protein 1-like. Bases 286 to 684 code for a protein of 132 amino acids. The transcript is spliced from 2 exons. Gene Ontology annotation, molecular function: sequence-specific DNA binding. The record is from RefSeq and is a predicted model, not a curated record. Lineage: Eukaryota; Metazoa; Chordata; Actinopteri; Chaetodontiformes; Chaetodontidae.